This is a messenger RNA of Pseudomyrmex gracilis, 1035 nucleotides long. RefSeq lists its product as uncharacterized. Gene Ontology annotation, biological process: sensory perception of smell; detection of chemical stimulus involved in sensory perception of smell. The coding region runs from base 1 to 1035 and encodes 344 amino acids. Gene Ontology annotation, cellular component: plasma membrane. Gene Ontology annotation, molecular function: olfactory receptor activity; odorant binding. Lineage: Eukaryota; Metazoa; Arthropoda; Insecta; Hymenoptera; Formicidae. The record is from RefSeq and is a predicted model, not a curated record. The transcript has 8 exons.
AUGAAGUUCGUCAAGUCUCGGUAUUACAAUCUGAAUCGAAUAGGUAUGAUCUUCGUGGGCGUCUGGCCGUAUCGAAAAGGCAAAUUCGUGUACAUUCAAAAAGUAUUAUUUUUCGGCAUAUUCGGAUGUUUUCUCGCGUCACAGGUGAAACAAUGUCUCGAACGAAUAGAACACGACUGGGCCACACUGAAUGGUAAAGAAUUCGAAAUAGUAAAAGAAUACGCUAACAUAUCCAGAUUUUUCACGCUAGCUUUUCUCUUUACCAUUCUGGUGGUCGGAUGUUGCAUUCCGAUUGUACAGUUUUUACCUGUGAUUUUGAACGUUAUCUUUCCGUCACAAACACCCCGCCCUUUCUCACGGCGUCUUAUCAUUCGCAUGGAAUUUCUGAUCGACGAGGAAAAAUAUUUUUUCGCGAUAUUAUUUUACGGAGCCGUGGGAUGGACUAUUGGAUCGGUCGCGAUAGUGAGCAUAGGAUGUUCGAUACUUACAUUCGGAUAUCACACAUGCGCGAUGUUUAAGAUCGCAUGUUACCGAAUGGAACGCGCGAUGGAAGGUUGCGACGGUUUCGACAUCACAACGCAAAAUACUAUUCGAAAUGGAAUAAUCAGCGCUCUGAACAUUCAUCGAGAAGCUAUAAAAUUCGCGGACAUCGUACAAUCGAACUUCAUGACAUUCUACUUCUUCAUAAUUGUUGCUUGCGUGGCGUCUCUUGUGCAAGCGUUAUACUCGCAUUCUUUGGAGGAAAUAUUUACCACCGUUUCCUAUAUCAGUACAUUGUUUAUGUACAUGUUUUGGACGAACUACGCGGCGCAGCUGAUUACGGAUCACUUCGAUCAGAUUUUUACAGCAACAUACGGAUGUCCCUGGUACAUGACGUCUGUACAGAUACAGAAGUUGAUAGUAUUUAUUUUACAACGAGGCACACAGCCCUACGCACGGCACAUCUUCAGUGCGUUCACUCUAUCGCUAGAAGGAUUUGCCACGCUAGUGAGCGCAUCCAUGUCGUACUUCUCCGUAAUUUAUGCUGCACAAUAG